Caenorhabditis auriculariae is the source of this 3844-nucleotide messenger RNA. NCBI's taxonomy places the organism in Eukaryota, Metazoa, Nematoda, Chromadorea, Rhabditida, Rhabditidae. The record is from the annotation of a GenBank genome assembly.
AUGGAACAAAUCUCGGACUACAUAGGGCUAAAUAACACUUCCAACUGUAUCGAUACCCAAGAGUCGCUGUACAAACAGAGCGUAAGUAGGCGCAGGUCGUCGCGAAGGUUUUUGUCGCUCCGCCCAGUUGCACCAACAGGCCCAAGUCGUCGUCGUCAACGUGCCUCACAUGUGCAUGCGCACUCUUUUCCGUUCUGCCAGCCGCUCCGUUGUUCCACCUGCCGCCACCUCGUUUCCAUGUCUCUGUCCAGUGACUCACGCACUAUUUCUGAAUUUCUCUGCGAUAUUGACGUUUUCAUUGUUUUAUUUGCAUUCAUAUCUAUUUGUGUAACUUCUCCGCUGCCUCACGAGUUUCCCUCAAAUGCUCAAUUAUUGAAAUUUUUUGCCUCGCCAUUUUUCUGCUGUCCAUUUGCAACGAUUUGUGAGCUAUGACUACAUUUUUUCCAAUUAAACACCCGCCGUUUUGAAAUGUUUCUAAUUAACUUCAUGAAAAAAAAAAUAAAACUCGGCUUGUAUAAAGCUUCAUGGUCACCAUGGAGUUAUUAGAAAACAAAGAAGCCAGUUAUGAAAUAAAUGCGUCAUAGCUUCUCCUUAUUUUUGGAAAAAUAAACGGAUUCUUCCUCAUUUCUCACCUUUUCUUAUCCAUACACGAUCCUAAGCCCGGUUUGUAUGUAGUCUGAUUUUCUUAGUAUAUAUUUUUUUUCAUUGGUUGAGAAUACAGCUCUGAUUUUUUUUUUGCCGAUCGAACUUCCACACCAUACAUCAAAAAUUCUUUAGUACCUGUAAUAUUUUCAAAGAUUUCUCACCAAGAACUGAUUAUAUCAGCCUCAUAGUUUCGCAACGAAUCAAAUUUCUAGUUCCUCCCAAAAACUCUUGACCAUAUUAUUCAUACAAUCCGCGAUAAGACCCCAAUUUGAUAGUGACGAGUCUGACUCAGCGACCGUCGAAUUUUGCUCUUCUCGAGCGCAGUCAUUGUGUGCCUCGCAAUACGUCAACAAAUAACUUUCACGAAAAACCAUUCAUAAACCACUUUCAAUUGUAGCAUCGUCACGAGCGGAAGAAAAUGCGCGACCGAUUCAACGAGUUUCAGGUUGGUUUUUGUUUCUGAAUUAUCGUUUAAAUCUGGAAAAAAUGUUUUCUGUGACAAAAAAAAAGUCUAAAAUAUGUUUCCGGAAAAAAAGUAGACAAAAUUCGAUUCUAAACUUGAUCAUUGAGCUUUGAAAUGUUUUCAUAAAGUAAACAGGGAUUUUUUUAUGGAGCAAUAUUUUUUUGGAUUCGAAGCGUUCACUGUCUUUCAAUGAAACUUUAGGAAUAACUAGAAUUUUAAAUUGAACAGUUUUUUUCUCUGCCAGACAUCAAUAAGUGCACGAAAAAAAUUAUCUUUGCAAUGUUUCAAUCAAAAAUAGAAUUUUGAACCGAAUUGAAGACAUACAUUUUUUUGACAAGGUUCCACUGGCCAUUAAUCAAGAAAAAAGUUCAUUCGUACUGUUUUUGUUUUUUUCAUAUUCUCACCUGGCCAAAAAUGGGCUUGGUUUCAAGUCGCAGUAGAUUCGGUUAGAUUCAAAAUUUCACUUGCUCGGUAUUGAAAAAAGUUUCGUUUUCUCAUAAAAAACCUAAUAUCAAGGUGUUGGUUAAUAUUUAAAUCGAUAUUUAUGACAAGAAAAUUUACAGAGCAGAGUAACUGAUCGUUUCGAUGAAGUUGAGCUCGCAACACCGCGGCCAAUGUCUGCAGCGGAUAACAUGGACCGUCGCUUAGAUGUCCGCUUUAUAUCAAUUUUUCCAAGGAAUUGGUGAUUUUUAGGAAAUCCGAAGCGCCAUUGAAACCGUCCGUAGUGAGAUUGAAGCCCUCCGUCGGAAGCAACAGCACAUUUUGGCUCUGACUGUGGCUGAUCCGCGUGAUAAAGUGAAUAAAUCUGUUUCUUCAUUUCCAAUCAUUUUUUGCAGGACGUUCUUGAAGAACAGAUAGGAACGAUCCGGAGAAGAACUGGUGACUUGCGAAAACUUGUCAGAGAAACAGAAGAUGAAUUUUUCGAGUUUUCAAGAAGUUUGUUCAUUUUUCUGUUUCCUAAAGAGCGAUAUCAUCUUGUUCUCUUAUUUGAUUGCAAUCUAAUGCUGUUUAUUUUUAGACGCUCACUCGACGGCUGAGGUGCGCAUCAGAAAAAACCAAAUCGAGUUGCUGAAGAAGAAACUGACAGAUUUGAUCUACCUGUUCAACGACACACACUCCGAUUAUCGAUCUCGAGUCUCAGGUAGCGCAUGCCUCGUUUUUUCAUGUUUGCUUUCUUCUUGCCGAAAGUCGGUUCUGUUUUGUGAGAUCUGUAGGGAAAGUUGUUUGGGUUCGGUAGUUUUUCUUCAAAAAUCGGUUCCUUUGCUGCGAUUGGUCUAUAGAUAAAGCGAGGAAAGCAAAAUAUUUUUACAGUGCGAGUACGAAAACAACUGCAAGCAUGCGGGGAAGACGUCAGCGAGGCUGAAAUCGAACGCAUUUUGGAGUCAAAUGGAUCUGAACAGGUGAAAUCAGAGAAAAAAUUCUCGAUCCGGCUUUCAAAAGUAUCUUCGUGCUAUAGUCUGUGUGCCACGACUUAAUACACCGAACGACAUUCCGCUUUUCCACUGCGCGCCUUUGCGAAUCUUGUCUUGGUCGCGCUUUUAAUUUUUUUUUCUUAUAUUAGGCACUCUACUUUCAUGUGCUCCCAUAGCAAUAAAAAUCAGUUAAAAGCGUGACCUAGAUUAGAAAGACGCUUCGCGAACGCACGCAGCGGAACAGCGGAAUUUCGUUCCGUGAAAUUUCAAGUCGUGGCCUACAGACUACAAAACAGCUCUAUUCAAGUUUAAAAAACUGUGGACUUUUUUUUUGAAUAACCCACAUUUUUUUUACACCGGGCCUAACUUAUGAGGUUUUUUUUCCCGUUUUGAGUCAUUCCCACCUUUUCCAAUUGUCAGAAAAAACGAUGCCAAGAAAAAAAUCAGGAAAUUAUUCAACCUUUCAGAUUUUCUUCCGAGAAGUCAAUCCACUCUCCGUGUCAGGCAGGGCAGCUAUGGAAGACGUCAAACAACGGCACAAUGAGAUUGUGGAGCUGGAGAAGAGUGUGGCGAUGUUGCAAGAAAUCUUCCAAGACAUGCAGCAUUUGACGGAAGAACAGGUUGAUACUUGAAAACCAUCCAAAAUAUAUGAAAAUGAGCUGAAACUCUAUUGUAUAUGAAUGAAUCUUCAUGAAAACGGGUUUAGAAAACUUUCAAGCAUUUGCAUUUCUGCAAGAUGCUCUGUGGGAGCUAAAAUCUUCCUAAAAACUGGAAUCUUCAAUUUAAAGCCCUUGAAUGCUCGUAGACUGAGUGCAUGACAACUGCAACGUAGCCGAUCAAAAACGACUUAUGCUAGAGUUAUAUCCUACUGUCGAAGAAGUUCUAACUAUUCUAUUCGAAGUGUGACUUCAAUUUCGAUCGAAAAAGGAAAUUUCAAAGUUCUGAGCCAUUCCAAGUGCGGCCAGUCAUGACUCACUCUAAAAACGAUCUCUAGCCUCACCAAACAAAUUUUCCAGGGCGAGAUGGUGAACCGAAUAGAAACGAACGUCGAGGACACCAAAGGUCACGUCGAGCAAGGCGCUCGUAAUGUAAAGACGGCUGUCGAGUACAAAAAGAGCGCGAUGCGGAAAAAGGUAGUUCAUUGUGUUGCUCGACUAAACCAAUAAAGUUCAGAUCAACAGUUGUGCCAUUGCUUAAAGUAUGUUUGUAAAAAAAACCUUCAAAAUUUCAGAUUUGCGUCAUUACGAUUUUGAUCCUGAUCGUCCUCAUUCUCAUCGUGGUUGCAAUCAUUCUUGCCGUUGUCCUUUCCGGAAACAAAAAAUGA